CGAGAGCGCCUGGAGUAAGGCCGCCGCGCUGAAGCAAAUCGUCCAGUGGGAGAGAGCACACUUCGAAGGCAGAUAGAAACAAACGAAGAAGAACAACAGGCAGGAAAAAGAGCUCGCGGCUAAGUUCCAUAGAACGACGGUGCGUCAUAGCGAAAAGGCCUUUGAAUUAUGGAAAAGUCGUCCCAAUAAUGUCAAAUGUGUCUGACAUUCUGCAUAUUCGAUCCAAUGGCCGUAUGCACGAGCGAGCAUCAUUCAGCGAAACAAUUUACAUGAGAGUUUUUAGGAAAGCACAGAUUGCCGGUUGACGCUAUAUACCUAGUGACAAGAAGGAAACAGGCGCAAACCAUCUUUGACCAGGACGAUACAGUAUACAUCGAGCGUAACGCACGUAUUGCACAAACAUACACCGUGUGUGUGUUGCACGUACUACAAGCUUAAGGGUCACUGUGCAUUUGUUUUUCUCUGAGAUCAGUAAUAAAUAGGCCAUGCAACAGUCUCGGUAACAAUUACUGCCUUAAUUUCAAAUUUCUGUUAAGCAUGAUAGCCUGGUUCGACGCUGUGAAGGACUAGCAUAGAGACAUCAGUCUUACUUUCCUCAGCUUUGAACAGACGAUACAGUGGCUAUAAUCUACGCAAAGCAACGGCCGAAUUGUUGCGUCGUAUGUGUUGGCUUGUUGACCGUUGGCUGGGUUGUACCGAAAGCGCACUUUGUUGCGGGGUGCACUAUUGGGUACCUCUUUGUUUGUGUCGGUGUGACAGUGGGUUGCUGUGGUGCAGUGAGUGGUGGUGUGGUGAGCGUUUGGCGUGAUCGUGUGGCGUGGAGCCGCCCGGAGUAACUGUGGGUUCCCUCGGAGCGCUGGGCGCGGGCGUCGGUGGUGGGUGGGCGCUGCUGCCCGCUGCGGUGGACCCCCCAGGGCCCGGUGGCCACCUGGCCCUUUCCGGCCCUCCAUCGGGCCUCGCUUCCAGCGAUAUGACGGCGGGCUUUGUCGUCGAACCUGGCUCGGCAGAAGAGCCGACUAUCGACGCCACCUUACUGCAUUCUCUCGGACCGAACCUGCGAUCGGCUAUACCCAAAUGUGCAGGGUGCGGUGACGUAAUCCUGGACCGUUUCAUCCUGAAGGUGUUGGAGCGACCCUGGCACUCAAAGUGCCUUAAGUGCUCUGACUGUCAGGCUCCACUCGCCAACAAGUGCUUCGCCCGAGCAGGACACCUCUAUUGUAAGGAUGAUUUCUUCAAAAGGUACGGUACGAAGUGCGCGGGCUGUGAGCAGGGCAUCCCGCCAACGCAAGUCGUUCGGAGAGCUCAGGACAACGUUUACCACCUCAACUGUUUCGCUUGUAUUCUUUGCAAGAGACAACUCAAUACUGGCGACGAGUUCUACCUUAUGGAGGACAACAAACUCGUUUGUAAAGCGGACUACGAAGCAGCAAAAGCCCGAGAGGGUAGCACAAAACGUCCCCGAACAACAAUCACAGCAAAGCAGCUGGAGACCCUCAAAUCCGCGUACAACCAAAGUCCGAAGCCUGCCAGACAUGUACGAGAGCAGCUUUCCAGAGAUACUGGCUUGGACAUGCGUGUUGUUCAGGUCUGGUUUCAGAAUCGACGCGCCAAAGAAAAGCGGCUAAAAAAGGAUGCUGGAGGAAAAGCGCGUUGGGUAGCUUCUGCUGGUGAAUACUUUACCGGAGCACCUCCUGGCGGUCGAAAACGACCCCCCAGUUCCGCAGACUCGAAGCUUGGCGAUGACUCUAAGGAACAUGCUCUCUAUCAAGAUGAUAUAUCAGAGCCAUUUAGCACGGGAGGCUGUGGUGGAGCUGUUGGCGGUAUGGCCGGCUUGUCGUCCGACUCUGAAGAUGACGACCACGUAAUUGACGAGGACUCAGAUCCUGCACGGCCACAGUCCGCCUAUUCAGGAUACAAUCUUGCUUCGCCGGCGCAUACUCCCUCGCAAGGAGCUGGAGGUGGCGGGGGAGGCCCUGUAGUGGCUCAGCAUUUUAGCCCAUUCAAUUCCCAUUUCGCAUCAGCGGCGUUUAGCUCCUCGGCUGCUUCCGCUAACACUGCUGGUGUUCCCGGAACUGACCUCCCUCCAUCACCUGCCUCCUGGCUCGAGGAGAUCGACCAUUCGGCCACGCAUCCUCACCUCAGUUCGCCCCCUUACCACUAAACGAGGAAAUAUCCCUGCUCAUCCCCAAUAUGUACAGGGCAUCAUAUUCUCUCUCUCUCUCUCUCUCUCUCUCUCUCUCUCUCUCUCCCUCUCUCUCAGCACCAAUUACGCCACAACAGGGAUCGAUUACACCUGUUCAUUAUGGAACAAUAGCUUUGUCUGGAAUAUGGAAUCGUAUAGGCUUUACUUCGCGUUUAAAUGGAUAGAAAGGCCUGCUGGCGGGGGGGGGGGGGGAUUGAAUAGCAAAUAAACGAGUUGAUCCACGUUAAGCCGAAAUAUGCAAGAGGACAAGCAAUGAUAUCUUGAGACAAAACACGCCUGAAACCAGUGAGCCUUUACCUAUAUAGAUUUCGAAGGUGUCAGACUAAAUCGAUUGGAAAUAAUAAAAAAAUGAUCUCUUUAAUUCGUAUUGAGCUUGAGUGGGAGUAGAGAUGCGACACUGGAUAAGUUCCUAACAAUCACGCUAGAAAUAGGUCAAAUAGAGCGAGUAUCCAAUCUUCCAGCCGGCAAUCUCUAUUUCAAGGCGCGUCUUUUAUACAACGCGUAACUGUGCAAUGGAUCCCAGCAAUGUGAAACUCCAAAAUGUCCAACAUGAGAAGAGAGUGUGAUUAGGUGACGACGCGAAACGAAUUCGAGCCUGGGGAUAUUUGGAAAGUAACACCAAGGCAAUAAUAGGCUAUGGUCCUGUUCCGAAUUGUCUAGCAGCUUAUGUUACAAAAGGAAGCCUCUAAACCGAGGCAUGUUCCCAGGAAAUGAACAUGCUUUUCCUGCCCAUAGCCGAUGCGUUAUGCGGUAGCUCUAUAUGAGUGAGGUGUUGUUUAGGAAGAUUAAAAACGGCAAAUACGUUCCAUGCAUGCUUCCGAUAUUUGGGCGAAAUACGAAUGAACCAUGUGAGAAACAAAGCAAAUCCAUCAUGAAGAAGCGGCAAAAUGUGUGCAUACCCACCAUAUCGCAGCAGUUCAAUGUAACUCCGGCCUUCCGUCUAACUUAGUAGAGAGAUCGUUAUGAUAAAAAGCAUCUAGUCACCAAAGCCACCUGUUGUAUAUAAAUAUUACUAUUAUUAUAAAUAAUAAUAAUAAUAAUAAUAAAAUAAAUAAUAAUUAUAACACUAAUAAUAAUAAUUGUGUGAAUAGUAGGGUGCGCUGUCCGGACUAAUAAUCUAAUCCGAGUCGCCAUAGCUCAAUGAUUGUCUUACUCAGUUUUUUCGUAAUAAACCAUUGACAAAAAAAGUGACGAGUGCUGAUUGAAGACUUGAUCUGCUUUACUUUAGUUAACCUUGCUGUUUUCACACCUGAAAGAGACUAUUUUUUCCAUAUGUGCACAUGUUGCUAAAUGUUGAUAAUAAAGUGCAAUCAGUGCAGGCCUUUGAUAGGCGCACAGUUGUCCUUACAUACUGUGUCGAUUUGCCUCAACUCUGAGCAGAAUUGUAGAUGCGUCCUUUUGUUCGAAGCUUUCCACGGACAGCGCGGUGGCGCCAAGAGAAAUCGAUAAGUCGACUUACUCUCGUAUUGUACACACAGAAAUAAGAAAGAUCAAUUGAAAUAUAGACGAAAGCAUGUGAAAAUGCUCGAAGGCAAAGAAGAAAAACAGCGUAGACACGCAUUAGAGAAUAUUGGGACCGUAAAAUGCCUAAUUACUGCGGCAGAGUUUAAUAAAUAUCGUCGUUUCGAAAGAAAUCCUACUUUGUUAUUAUCAUUAUCCAACUGGACGCCGGAUAAGGAGUUCGUCUUUGUUACCGUUGAAAAAACUAAUACGGAAUUGCUAAUUGCUGGGGGAACGUUAUUACCGCUAGUAUUAUUUCGAUUUUUAUUGGGCAUUUUGAAUUAUUCAGACUUAAAUUAGUAAAAUCCGCUUUAAGGGCUGAAAUUGUUCUCUGUCUCAGCACUCAAACGAAGAGGACGAUCGUCCAAUUAUUUCACACAAUUGCAUACUAGCUAUAGUGAACGAAGGAUUCUAAACUUUUUUUCCACCUUACGCAGAAGUAGACACUUCCCUGAACUCAUUGAUAGGUUUGUGAGCCUUACUUUUGAUGGGGCCAUGGGCUGAUUAACGUUAGCACAAUACUUGCA
Varroa destructor (honeybee mite) is the source of this 4230-nucleotide messenger RNA. RefSeq lists its product as uncharacterized. Gene Ontology annotation, cellular component: nucleus. NCBI's taxonomy places the organism in Eukaryota, Metazoa, Arthropoda, Arachnida, Mesostigmata, Varroidae. The record is from RefSeq and is a predicted model, not a curated record. Gene Ontology annotation, molecular function: RNA polymerase II transcription regulatory region sequence-specific DNA binding; zinc ion binding; DNA-binding transcription factor activity, RNA polymerase II-specific. Gene Ontology annotation, biological process: neuron differentiation; regulation of transcription by RNA polymerase II.